AUGUAUCUUCCACGCUCACUUAUAAGCCAGCUAUACCUCCAGCUCCUUCGAUCACACCAUCCGCUUUCUCCGCCGGUCCUUAUACUCGUUGCCCUGGAACCCGACGCCCUCUGUGCGUGCCGCAUCCUUACGACGCUGUUGAAACGCGACUAUAUCGCUCACAAGAUCCAACCCAUUGCUGGAUAUGGUGAUCUGGCACGUGCAGGACAGGAGCUGGUGCGUCCCAUGCGCACCACCGAUGGAGGCAGCGGGGGAGUCGUUGUUUGUCUCGGCGUCGGCGGGCUUGUUGACUUGAGCGAGAUCUUGUGCUUAACAAAUGAGCAAGACGAGUCCGACGAGAUGGGAGGCGUAGAAGUCUGGGUUCUCGACGCGCGACGACCGUGGAAUUUGGUGAAUAUAUUUGGCGGCUAUUCAGAGCAUCUCCGUGACCGCGAGUAUGCAGCAGAGAUGGACCUCGCUGCCAUGCGUAGAGGUCGUGGCGUGGAUAAGGGCUGUAUUAAUCGAAGCUACAAACGUGGCAGCGGAGGAAUUAUCGUAUUCGACGACGGCGACAUUGAGGAAGAUCUGUCCAGAGAACGUGAUGCUUAUUAUGCCCUUGAAGCAAUGCCGGAAGUCGACGAUGAUAGUGACGAUGGGUCUAGCUCGGAAAGUGAAGAUGAUGCUAACAGCCUGGAGGGGGGUUCGAAGAAAAGAAAAUCAUGGUCGGGACGCGAAAUGGAGGAUAGUGAUGAUGAGGACGAUGAACGUCCACGGCAGCGUAGGAGGAGUAAUUCGAGCUCCCCCAUUACCUCUUCUCCAAGUAAUCGACGUCGUGCAAUUGGACAUGAUUCUUCGAACGAAUCACGCACACCUACUCCAGAACCCAGCUUCGUGUCGCCUCCGACAUCCAGACAACCCUCAGCGCGAACGCUAAGAAGACGACUUUUACGAAUGAAGAGUAAACACGAAAGUAUAUUACAAGCGUACUACAGUACAGGCACAGCCUAUUCCGAGCCAAUCUCUUCCCUUAUGUAUUCCCUCGCUUCUGAGCUGGGACGUGAAGACAAUGACCUUUUGUGGUUGGCAAUUGUAGGGAGCUCGAGCAUGGAAAUCUCUGGCCGAACAAUGACAGGCGUAGGAAUAUCAAGUUCCUCUGAAUCCGGAGGCUCGGCUGGUUGGGGUGGAUCUCGGGGCGAACGGAUUCGACAGAUAAUGCGAGAUGAAGUCCACCGUCUCAACCCCCCCGAGGGCAUUGAAAGCUUUCGCGACGUACCAGGUUCAAAUACCGAUGUCAUUCCCACGACGGGGCGAUCUCCAGCGGAUACAUCAAUACGAAUAUCACCGGAACCGCGCUUUCUGCUAGUACGCCACUGGUCGUUAUACGAAAGCAUGUUGCACAGCCCAUAUCUUGCAUCAAGACUGCACGUAUGGACUGAGAAUGGCCGAAAACGACUCCAUAAGCUAUUAGCCAAAAUGGGCAUUAGCUUGACACAAUGCCACCAAAACUAUAAUCAUAUGGAUAUGGAGUUGAAGCGCGUAUUGCGCUCCCGGCUGCUGAAAUACGCUCCUAUGUACGGCUUGGAAGGGCUGGUUCCGCCUGUCGCGUCUGGACACAGCAGCAACCGAGAAGGCUGGGGCUUUGUACGAAGCUGGGGUUGGAAAGCGUGUCUAUCAGCAACCGAUGUUGCUGUCAUCUUGGGGUCAAUACUCGAAGUCGGACCGAGCGCGGCAUCAAGUUGGGAAUCGGGAGCUGCUUCUUCCAGACAGCUCGAAUCCACAACCAAGUCAGAAACAGAUUCUGCCAAUUUACAUCCUCGGUUCUGGAGUGCCUACGAUGCGCUCUCGCCAACUGGGUCUGAUUCACCUACAUCAUUGGUUGAGUCCUUGCCUUUAGCACAACAUCUACACCGUGCUAUUCUGCGUACUGGAACUUCCUUGUUAUCAAAAAACCAGAUUCGCCAUCUGCGAGCCUUCCGCAUUGCUGUAGUUAAGGACGGACCUGACGUGAAGCUCUUCACCAACCCAGGCGCAUUGACGAAAUUGGCACUCUGGGUCGCAGAAGCCAUUCAAGUGCAGGAGCGGGACCGAAGUGAGAGCAAAAUGGGAAAGAAGAAGAUCCUAGGCACACCACUUGUCCUGGCUGGGCUGGAUGAGGAUCGCGGCGUAUAUGUGGUCGUCGGCACUGGCGGCGGCGGUGGUGUUGUUGACUUUGCAGCAAUUGCAAAGAAAAACGAAGAGCGACGAGCCAAGAAAGAAGCAACAGACAAGAAAAAGAAAGAACGUGAAGAGCGACGGAGAAAACGAGCAGCUGAACGCGCCCGUCGUAGCGAAGGCGAGCAUGAUGAAGACGGCGACGAGGACGAAGAGACCGAGGAUUCAGAGGAGGACUCAUCUUCUGACGAUGACGAAUCAGAAGACGAAAAAAGCUUAUACGGGAAUAAACGACUUGUUCGCAAUCGCUUUGGUAUUGCAUUUCAGGAAGUGGUCCAGGAGACUAGCGCUCGAGUUCGAAUCGACAGCUUUGAGCACUCUGUGGUAGAAGUUCAAAAGGAGGAUUUAAGUGGAUUUCUAGAGGCACUGAGCUUCAGGAGUGUUGUCGGAUAA
Talaromyces atroroseus is the source of this 2583-nucleotide messenger RNA. RefSeq lists its product as hypothetical. The record is from RefSeq and is a predicted model, not a curated record. The coding region runs from base 1 to 2583 and encodes 860 amino acids. Lineage: Eukaryota; Fungi; Ascomycota; Eurotiomycetes; Eurotiales; Trichocomaceae. Gene Ontology annotation, biological process: DNA replication initiation; mitotic DNA replication preinitiation complex assembly; double-strand break repair via break-induced replication. Gene Ontology annotation, molecular function: single-stranded DNA binding; chromatin binding; DNA replication origin binding. The transcript is spliced from 2 exons. Gene Ontology annotation, cellular component: DNA replication preinitiation complex.